UUCCAGAGUCAGGACCCAGUCUAGGACCCUGAACCCGCAGUCUGAGUCAACGAACUCACGCGGAGUGUAGAAGUCGGUCCCACCCAGGCCCCCAAUCUAGGUCACCCGCGGGGAAGGGCUGGCCUGGGGGCUGUCUGCUCCGGGGGUGGGCGAGGAGUGAAUUGAUUCAGACCCUGCCCCUCGCUCUUCCAGUAGAUUGUAAUUCCAUCUCUGGUGGGUCGAGCUGCCCUCCCUCCGGCGGCCAGUGCGUCCCUCCCCUCGGCCUCCAACGUCCACUCCCCAGCCCUGAAAAGCCCUGCAGCCGCGAGCCCGCUCCACUCCUGCACGCCGGGCUCCUAGCUGCUGCCUUGCCUCCUCGGACUCCCCAGUGGCUCCUGGUCCAGCUCUCUCGGCCCCCCACCUCCUCACCCACGCGCCACUGGCGUCCCCGCGUCCCCCAGGAGACGCCCUUUCCCUGCGCGCCCGGGACUUGGUGAAACUUUGCAGACACCGUCGGUGAGAUGGAUUUAAUCCCAACCUCCUUGCUCUGUUUCUUACUCCUGGCCUGCAGCCUCCCACCCGGCGCCGGCGCCGUGACACUCCAGACCGCUCUGCGAAAAUCAGCAGACAAGUUGGAGCCUCCUGCUGAGAUCAAGAUGGGAAUCUUGAACUGCACAGCUUUCACCCUCCAGUGGACAAAACCAAAGUAUUCUGGCCGUGACAUCACUGGGUACACGGUGUUUGUCUCCGAGGUUGGUUCAGACAAGUCCCUCCAAGAGCAGUCACAUGAUAUACCUGUUAGCCAGGAUACCGUAAUCAUUGAGGAAGUGAUUGGAGAUUUGAAGCCAGGCACCACAUAUCGAAUAAGCAUAGCUGCUUACAGCCAGGCUGGCAAAGGGAAGGUUAGCUAUCCUCGGAUUGUGACCACUUUGUCUCAAGAUUUCUGCCUGCCUCCUGAAGCACCCCAUAAGCCACACGUCCUUGUGGUUUCUGAUUCCGAGGUGGCUCUCUCUUGGAAACCCAGAGACGAUGAAGAAACUGCCCCAAUUCAGUCCUACUCUGUGGAGUACAUCAGGCCAGAUUUUGACAAGAGCUGGACCACCAUCCAAGAGCAGCUGCAGAUGGACUCCAUGGUUAUCAAAGGCCUUAAUCCAGACACCAACUACCGGUUUGCUGUGAGAGCCAUGAAUGCCAAUGGCUUCAGCCCACGCAGCCGUCCCAGCAAGAUUAUCCGAACCCUGGGCCCUGAGGAGACCGGAAGUGGCCGCUAUGGACCUCGGUAUAUCACCAGCAUGGGAGUGACCGAAGAUGAUGACGGAUCUGAAGACGAUCUGAAUCUGGAUGUGUCCAUGGAGGAGGUUAAACCACUUUCUGCUACCAAAACUGGGAAUGGGAUGGAAUCUAAGAAGACGUUUCUCUCCAGCCCAGAGAUGGGUUCCAGGCUUGCACAACCUACCUCAGCGUCUCUCCCUGAAACUACAGUGGCCAUCCCACACACCGCUGCCCAGCGGAAGGGUAAUAAUGUGGCCGUGACGUCAAGGCACUUUGACACAUUUUGUGAUGAGACACCCUGCCCGGGUGACAGCUUCUGUGUCAAUGACUACAUCUGGGGGGGAUCACGUUGUCACUGCAGCCUGGGCAAAAAAGGCGAGGGCUGCUCAGAAGAUAUCUUUAUUCAGUAUCCUCAGUUUUUUGGUCACUCCUACUUAACCUUUGAGCCUCUGAAGAACUCUUACCAGACGUUUCGGAUCACUCUGGAAUUCAGGGCAGAGGCAGAGGAUGGCUUACUGCUCUACUGUGGGGAGAACGAUAACGGCAGAGACGACUUCAUGUCCCUGGCUCUCAUCCAGGGCUCCCUCCACUUCAGGUUUAACUGUGGAACUGGGACCGCUAUCAUCAUAAGUGAGACCAAAAUCAAACUUGGGGCCUGGAACACGGUGUUAUUGUACAGAGACGGGGUGAACGGGAUGCUGAAGUUGAAUAAUGGCAUCCCGGUGAUAGGCCAAUCCCAGGGCCAGUACAGUAAAAUUACCUUCCGGACACCUUUGUAUCUUGGUGGCACUUCCAGCGCUCACUUGCUGCUGAGAGCCACGGGGAUAAACUAUGGCUUCCAAGGCUGUGUGCAGUCGCUUACUGUUAAUGGAAAGAGGAUUGACAUGAGACCCUGGCCACUGGGAGAAACCCUCAGUGGGGCUGAUGUAGGGGAAUGCAGCAGUGGGGUCUGUGACGCCGCCUCCUGCAUCAACGGAGGAACCUGUGCAGCCAUCAAAGCCGACUCUUACAUCUGCCUCUGUCCGCUGGGGUUCAGAGGUCGACACUGUGAAGAUGCAUUUUCCCUGAGCAUCCCUCAGUUCAGAGAGUCGCUGAGGUCCUACGCCACCACACCCUGGCCCCUGGGGCCCCAGCAUUACCUUUCUUUCACGGAGUUCGAGAUCACAUUUCAGCCCGACUCAGCAGAUGGUGUCCUCCUGUACAGCUACGACACGGGCAGCAGGGACUUCCUGUCCAUCAAUAUGGUUGGGGGCCACGUGGAAUUCCGCUUCGACUGCGGGUCAGGGACUGGAGUUCUCAGGAGCGAGAAGCCCCUCACCCUUGGCCAAUGGCACGAGCUACGUGUGUCUCGCACAGCCAAGAAUGGGAUCUUACAGGUGGACGAGCAGAAGGUAGUGGAGGGGAUGGCAGAGGGAGGCUUCACCCAGAUUAAUUGCAAUACGGAUAUUUUUAUCGGCGGAGUCCCAAACUACGAUGAUGUCAAGAAGAACUCGGGCAUCCUUCAUGCAUUCAGUGGCAGCAUCCAGAAGAUCAUCCUGAAUGACUGGCCCAUCCACAUGAAGCACGAUUUCACAUCUGGAGUGAACGUGGAGAAUGCAGCCCACCCCUGUGUGAGAAACCCCUGUGCCAACUGGGGCAGCUGUCGGCCCAAGAAGGAAGGCUAUGAAUGUGACUGUUCCCUGGGCUUCGAGGACGUGAACUGCCAGAAAGUGAUUACGGAAGCCAUUGAGAUCCCGCAGUUCAUCGGCCGCAGUUACCUGACCUAUGACAACACGGAUAUCCUCAAGAGGGUGUCGGGAGCCAGAUCAAAUGCCUUCAUGAGGUUUAAGACGACCGCCAAGGAUGGCCUGUUGCUGUGGAGGGGGGACAGUCCCUUGAGACCUAACAGUGACUUCAUUUCCCUGGGCCUUCGGGAUGGAGCCCUGGUGUUCAGCUACAACCUGGGCAGCGGCGUGGCUUCCAUCGUGGUGAAUGGCUCCUUCAGCGAUGGCCGGUGGCACCGGGUCAAGGCUGUCAGGGAUGGCCAAUCUGGGAAGAUGACGGUGGAUGACUACGGAGCCAGAACAGGCAAGUCACCUGGCACAAUGAGGCAACUUAACAUCAAUGGGCCUCUGUAUGUGGGUGGGAUGAAGGAAAUCGCUCUGCACACGAACAGACAGUACAUGCAAGGCCUCGUGGGCUGCAUCUCUCACUUCACACUGUCCACCGAUUACCACAUUUCCCUUGUGGAGGACGCUGUGGACGGGAAAAACAUCAACACUUGUGGCGCUAAGUAACACCCACCGGCCUUGUCCACGGACACAGCCUCUAUCCGAAACAUCCCAGGGGCCCGGAGACCCUGCCUGAAGCUGCACAGAGGUCUGGGGAUCGGGUGUGCUUCCUGUCACCAAGGACAAAGUACGCCCUGGUGGGAACCAAGGCUGGAGGCCCUGCGUGGCCUUCUCUGCAAAUGCUCUGUGGGCCAAACCCAAUGGACUAUUGUGGAUAAGAAGCACUGGACUUUGUUGUUCGACAUAUAGAGCCUGUGAGAGAUCAUACAUCAAACCAAGUUCCAGAGACUGUCUGCUGUAGCUCAAUAACUAUGCUGUGUUAAAGACAGUGAGAGAGAGAGAGAGAGAGAGAGAGAGAGAGAGAGAGAAACUCCACAGAACAGUAUUAAAAUACUUCUGUCUUUCCCUGACUUAUGACACUUGCAGAAUGACUGUGUGACCCUUCAUACUUCCAGUCUUGGCCUGUGGAUUGUGUAGAUUAACCCCUUCCAUUCCUCACUGGCUGACUCAGUGUGCUCUCACUAGUCCAUAAGAUUAAAAGUUUGGCGGGGGGAAUUAAACAGAGAAUCAUAAUCAUACCGUGGACCCAUUCCCCAAGCUUACCUCUAAGGCAAGCAUCCUUUUUUUUUUUUUUUUUUUUUUUUAUGAUACAAACUGAAGAGAACGGGCCCCCAGAUUUUGUAGCUGUACUUUUGUAUGUGUCUAUUUUUAUAGCCGCAGACUGUCCACACUUAUGGGGUGCUUUUGCAAGUUAAGGUGGGUGACCUUAAUUACAGCACACUUUCCUAAGAGCUUUCUUGGAAAUGAGAUACGAUUGGGCCGUUUGUAGUGUGAAUGAAGUGGUAGAGAGUGACGAGGGUGGGCUGCUGGGGGAGGCAACCAUUCUCUCUCAGUGAUGAUCCAAGGGUAUAAGAUGCUGUCCAAAGUGAAGAGAGUAAGAGGAAUGUAUCGCUGAGGUGGGGCGCUGCCACGCUGUCUUUAAGAGAGGGAAAGUACCUGUAACCAACGUGAUUAAAGGGGAUGAGGAAGCA
This is a messenger RNA of Alexandromys fortis (reed vole), 4552 nucleotides long. RefSeq names its product EGF like, fibronectin type III and laminin G domains (gene Egflam). Gene Ontology annotation, molecular function: protein binding; calcium ion binding. The transcript is spliced from 22 exons. The record is from RefSeq and is a predicted model, not a curated record. The coding region runs from base 501 to 3527 and encodes 1008 amino acids. Lineage: Eukaryota; Metazoa; Chordata; Mammalia; Rodentia; Cricetidae.